AUGGCGUGUGCUGCUGUUGGGCUGGAGGAAACUCCUCGCUUUGUUGUUGACUUCACCCCUCGAACGCCCGGCUCCAUCGACGAGAAACAGACUGCGUCUGAGCUCCUCCGCCUGCUCUGCCUGAGCCCUCUGCUGAACGCGUCGCCAAAUCUCUGCGUCACGGAAACGACACCUGUUGCAUCAUCUCUCAUACUCGACCGAGUCCAGUACCAUAGCCGGCCUGUUUUCACUGCAUCUGCGACCCUUCCAGCGGCCUGCAUCCCCAAUAGGCAAUCACCUCACCUCAGGAUCUGUCACUCGCUGCUCGACCUCUGUCAGCCACCAGCCACACUCGACCUGUCAAUCGGUCCUUGUCACAGAGUAUGCAUCUUUCCGUUUGUUGCGUCUUCCUCUCCGCAUUCCUGCUUCAGGCCUGGCCGAGCGCCGCUGCUGUCAUUCCUCGCUUCUGUCACUUUGGACACAAUCAUAACACUUGCGCAGAAAACCAACACCAACACCAGCCAAGGAACGACAUCAUCACCGCCAAUUGAACACCUGCAGCACCCUCCGCACCACUACUGUGAGCUACUGACGGUCGGUACCACGGACCGACCGACCUCACCAACCCAUCUCGAUUAG
This is a messenger RNA of Parastagonospora nodorum SN15, 618 nucleotides long. RefSeq lists its product as hypothetical. The transcript is spliced from 2 exons. Bases 1 to 618 code for a protein of 205 amino acids. NCBI's taxonomy places the organism in Eukaryota, Fungi, Ascomycota, Dothideomycetes, Pleosporales, Phaeosphaeriaceae. The record is from RefSeq and is a predicted model, not a curated record.